Messenger RNA from Microthlaspi erraticum, 519 nucleotides. Lineage: Eukaryota; Viridiplantae; Streptophyta; Magnoliopsida; Brassicales; Brassicaceae. The record is from the annotation of a GenBank genome assembly.
AUGCAGCCGCACACAGACGUUUUCAGCAUCCAUAACUACCUAAACUCCUCGAUCCCAUCUCCAUAUCCUUCCCAUUUCCCGAUAUCCUCGCCAUUCCCAGUCAACAGUCAAAACUCGAAUCCAUUUUACGGAUUCCAAACCGCUACAAGCACUCCACAGUCCAUGAGCCUAAGCAGCAACAACUCGACAUCAGACGAAGCAGAAGAGCAGCAAACGAACAAGAACAUAAUCAACGAGCGGAAGCAGAGAAGGAUGAUAUCAAACAGAGAAUCCGCAAGGAGAUCACGUAUGAGGAAGCAGAGGCACCUUGACGAGCUUUGGUCACAGGUGAUGUGGUUGAGGAUCGAGAAUCAUCAGUUGCUUGAUAAGCUUAACAAUCUCUCAGAGUCUCACGAGAAGGUUCUUCAAGAGAAUUCUCAGCUUAAAGAGGAAACAUCUGAGCUUAAGCAAGUGAUCACUGAUAUGCAAAUUCAAAGCCCUUUCUCUUGCUUCAGAGAUGAUAUAAUCCCCAUUGAAUAG